Molecule: messenger RNA, 2898 nt
Organism: Ochotona princeps (American pika)
Lineage: Eukaryota; Metazoa; Chordata; Mammalia; Lagomorpha; Ochotonidae
Gene: DMPK
Product: DM1 protein kinase
Exons: 14
Coding region: 161-2155 (664 amino acids)
Biological process (GO): actomyosin structure organization; peptidyl-threonine phosphorylation
Cellular component (GO): cytoskeleton; cytoplasm
Molecular function (GO): ATP binding; protein serine/threonine kinase activity
Source: RefSeq, a predicted model, not a curated record
CAACAACUGAGAGAGGCGGCCAGAGAGGCCCAGGGGACAGCCAGGGACAGGCAGACAUGCGGCCAGAGCUGCGGGGCCUGGACAGGGGCUGCCGGGCCCUGUGACAGCAGGAACCCCCGAGCUCCGGCCCGGGGAGGGGCCAUGGUGCUGCCUGCCCAACAUGUCAGCCGAGGUGCGGCUGCGGCGGCUCCAGGAGCUGGUGCUGGACCCCGGCUUCCUGGGUCUAGAGCCCUUGCUCGACCUUCUCCUGGGCGUCCACCAGGAACUGGGCGCCUCCGACUUGGCCCAGGACAAGUACGUGGCCGACUUCUUGCAGUGGGCGGAGCCCAUUGCGGCAAGGCUUAAGGAGGUCCGGCUACAGAGGGAGGACUUCGAGAUUCUGAAGGUGAUCGGACGCGGGGCGUUCAGCGAGGUAGCGGUGGUGAAGAUGAAGCAGACGGGCCAGGUGUAUGCCAUGAAGAUCAUGAAUAAGUGGGACAUGCUGAAGAGGGGCGAGGUGUCGUGUUUCAGGGAAGAGAGGGAUGUGUUGGUGAACGGGGAUCGGCGCUGGAUCACAGAGCUGCACUUUGCCUUCCAGGACGAAAACUACCUGUACCUGGUCAUGGAGUACUACGUGGGCGGGGACCUGCUAACGCUGCUGAGCAAGUUUGGGGAACGGAUCCCAGCCGAGAUGGCGCGCUUCUACCUAGCCGAGAUUGUCAUGGCCAUAGACUCGGUGCACCAGCUGGGCUAUGUGCACAGAGACAUCAAACCAGACAACAUCUUGCUGGACCGCUGCGGCCACAUUCGCCUGGCCGACUUCGGCUCCUGCCUCAAGCUGCGGGCAGAUGGGACGGUGCGGUCACUGGUGGCUGUGGGCACGCCGGACUACUUGUCCCCUGAGAUCCUGCAGGCCGUGGGCGGUGGGCCUGGAGCAGGCAGCUACGGGCCCGAGUGUGACUGGUGGGCGCUGGGCGUGUUCGCCUACGAGAUGUUCUACGGACAGACGCCCUUCUAUGCCGACUCCACUGCCGAGACCUACGGCAAGAUCGUCCACUACCAGGAGCACCUGACUCUGCCCUUGGCCGACCUGGGGGUCCCUGAGGAGGCCCGAGACCUCAUCCAGAGGCUGCUGUGUCCCCCAGAGACCCGACUGGGCCGGCAGGGGGCGGCCGACUUCCAGAAGCAUCCUUUCUUCUUGGGCCUCGAUUGGGAUGGCCUGCGGGACAGCAUGCCCCCCUUUAUACCGGAUUUUGAGGGUGCCACUGACACGUGCAACUUCGAUGUGGUGGAGGAUGGGCUCACUGCCAUGGUGAGCGGGGGCGGGGAGACGCUGUCUGACAUACAGGAGGUCAUGCCGCUGGGCGUCCACCUGCCUUUUGUGGGAUUCUCCUACUCCUGCACCGCGCUCAGGGACAGUGAGCCCCCAGGCCCCACCCCCAUGGAACUGGAGGCCGAGCAAUUGCCUGAGCCACAGGUGCAAGUGCCCAGCCCUGAGCAAGCAGGGCCUCUCCUGGAGGAAACAGCUGAAGUGGCAGUUCCAGUGGCCCUGCCAGUGGAUAGCACGAAGCCUGGUGCCCCGGUGCAGGCUGAAGUGGCAGCCCCUGUGCGGGCUGAAGUGGCGGUUCCGGUGCAGGCUGAAGUGGCGGUUCCGGUGGCCCUCCCGGCUGCAGCAAUGGCCGAGGCCGAGGUGACCCUGGGUGUGCUCCAGGAGGCCCUGGAGGAAGAGGCGCUCACCCGGCAGAGCCUGAGCCAGGAGCUGGAGGCCAUCCGUGUGGCCAACCAGAACUUCGCCAGCCAGCUCCGUGAGGCCGAGGCCCUCAACCGCGACCUGGAGGCCCGCGUGCGCCAGCUGCAGGAGCGGAUGCAGCUGCUGCAAGCUGAGCGGGCUGAAGGCGAGUCUCUCUCUCGCCUGCCCCACUGGUGCCCGGAGGCGGGGGACAGCGGGGAGGGCAGGGGCCCAGGCUGGGGCACGCCUCGCCACCGCCCCCCUGCAGUCCUCCACGCACCAUACGCCUCUCUCUUCUCCUUCCAGCUGUCACGGGGGUCCCCAGUCCCCGGGCCACGGAUCCACCUUCCCAUAUGGCCCCCCGGCCGUGGCUCUGGGCCAGUGCCCGCUGGUGGGGUCAGGCCCCCUGCACCGCCGCCACCUGCUGCUCCCUGCCAGGGUCCCUAAGCCUGGCCUUCCGGAGGCGCGGCCCCUGCGCCUGCUCGCCGCCGCUGCUCUGGCUCCUGCCCCCACCCCGGGCUGCGCUGGGCUGGUGGCCCGCGGCCGCCAUCGCGCCGCGGCCUGGCGCCGCCCCAGAGCCCUCCUCGUCCCCUGAACCCUAGAGCUCCGGGCCGCCCAGCGGCUCCGCGGCCCAGCUCCUGCCCCGUGAUCCGGGCCCGCCCCCUGGCGGCCGGGGAGGGAGGAGCCGGGCCCGCGGGGCCGCGGCCUGGGGAGAAGAUGGAUCUGAGAAGGCGGCGGGCCGACAGGCGGGCCGCCGGUGUUCACCCUCUGCGCACCCGCACCCGGCAAGGGCUCGCAAACCACGCAUCCCGCGCACGAGGCCCCGCUCUCCAGGGGAGACGUGCCAUUCCUGUGGCGACGUCCGGCAUGACCCGCGCCCACGGGAACCGUGCGCUGCUGCCAGUCCCGCUUUCUCGGGAGCCCCUCUUGCCCCCGCGCGCCCCUUUCUCACACGAUCGCUGCUCUCGGAGUCCCAGCCGGCCCCGCCUGCCCCGGUAGUUUGGGUAUUUAUUAACCUCGUUCCCCCGAACCGCUGACAGGCCUCAGGCUCCCCCCCGCACUCCUGUCCACGUUUGGAUACACUGAACCCCACCCCAAAGACCCUCGGUAUUUAUUGUUUGCCCACACCUGGGAUCUCCCCCUUCCACCUCCAGCCCUCGUGAAUAAAAAGCCUCUGUGGUCUGUCCCGA